AUGAGCAGCAAGGAAGAUUUCAACAGGCUAGAAAAUAGCGUCAUGACCUCUGGUGGCAGAGGAGAGUUCUCAGCUGAUUUUAAGACACAAAGUAAUGAAAACUUGGCUGCAAAGCACUCACUGCAAAGUGGUUUCUCACUAAGUUAUGCUGAACAAGAAGACAAUGUACCCGCUUCUGAAGUCUCUAAUCCUCUUAAAGUUACUGAAGAACCUCAGGCACAGAUUUUAAAACCUGAUCUAGAGAUACCACAUCAAGCUAAAGUCACAUCAAUACCACUAUCUUUUUUCCCAUCUAAAUUUCAACAAUUACUGUUAGCUGCAGCAAGAAGGGUCUCUGAAGCAAGGCAGUCUACAGAAACACAAUCUGUAAUUUACAUAUGGCCAGUAAUAAAGUUGCAAGAGAGUUCCAGAUCCUUCUGGCAAAAUUUUUCGAAGUCUUUAAUAUCAAGCAGCCCAGACUUAACAAGUCACUGUUCUAGUCCUGAUGUAACUGAAGAUGAGAAAUGUUCCCAGAUAAUCCCAGUGAAAGAAGUUGCACAAAAAGAGCCAGAUGGAAAGACAGCAAGAUUCUAUCCUCUUAUUGUAAAGUCAUCUAACAGUGCUGUUUCAGAAAUUUUAAAGUCACUCACCAGUAUCAAGAAUAAGGAUUAUAAGAAUAUGUUAGUACUUUCAUCUGUUAGUUCUAUUGCACAGCAACUGGAAAUUCCUCUCUUUAAGGGAAAUGCUCUAAUGAUCUAUAAUGGUCAAGUCUACCUUCUGUAUGUAAUGAGGCAUGAAGAUCUGGCAGCAGAAAUGAAGAUAUCUGGCCACCAUAUGUUGUUUAUGAAGACCAUUGUUUGGCUCAUUACGUGUCGUUCUGUCCGUAAACUAACAUUCCAAGUUUCACAUCCACUGCUGUUGAGAGAGGAUGCUGUGAAACAGAAUACAAAAUGUGUUCCAGCCUGUGCUACCCCCACAACCCAAGAGGAAGCAUCAAAUGAAACACAUUUCUCUUCACACAAGAUGAUUACAAUCUCUCAGCCUGAGAACUGCUCCCUUCUUGCAGGGAAAAGGCAGCAGGUGGUAACCCAUGACGAUCAGUUCCUCAGCAAGACUGCCUUCCCAUCCAAAGAAGACUUGCAAGAAAGAAAUUAUGAAGAAGCACACCGGGAUAAAGACAAGGAAAUAAUGAAGAAAUUUGGUCUUGUUAAAGGUGUAAGAGUUGUUCUCAACAGGCAAAGUGUCUCUGAGCUUAGGAAGUGGACUGCCUAA
Molecule: messenger RNA, 1251 nt
Organism: Pseudopodoces humilis (Tibetan ground-tit)
Lineage: Eukaryota; Metazoa; Chordata; Aves; Passeriformes; Paridae
Source: RefSeq, a predicted model, not a curated record